UUGCAUGAUCAAGAUGUUCUCUAUACCGUACUUGCUUGUGCUUUCGCUAUUUGUUAUUUUGUCAGAUGCUACUGUAUCAGUGAACGAUCCAUUUUAUUGCUAUGCAACCGACCCACACAGGCCACAGAUCAGAAUGUUCACAAUUCACGGUCCAUAUGAGCCUAUACGAGGGCAAAGGAUUAACGCGAAUGUGUCAACUUGUACACCUUCCAAGUUCUGGAUGCUUGGUAGGUAUGGAACUAGACUACCUAGUAGCACCGAAACGGCUAACAUGCUUGGAAACUACGAGCGUCUUCAUACAGAAAUACUAGAAAACUACAAACAAGGCAAAACGUCUCUGUGCGCAGCUGAUUUUGAGUUGCUUGAAAAUUGGGAAUUGAAUCCGGAUAUUGCACUGGAAAGGGCGGCACAUUUGACAUCAGUUGGAUGGGAUGAAUAUGAAUGGUUGGCACAACGUUAUCAGGCUGCAUUUCCAACACUUUUGCCAUCAACAUAUUCGCCGAGCGACUAUUUUUUUCGCUCCAGUGGCUUAAAUAAUGCCGCUAGAAGUCUUUAUGCAUUUGCCGAUGGCUUAUUUGGAACAGGUGGACAUGAAUCGGUUGAAUUCGCAGAUGUUCCUGAGGUGGACUACUUAUUGCUUCCUCACAUCCAGUGUCCUCUGUAUCAAGAUGUGAUUUUUUCCGAUAGACGGGAACCGGAAGCAUUUAGACAGGGACCUGAGUACCAACAGAUGGCGAUACAAGUUAGUGCGAAAUUGGGUUUUCAUGCAUCUCAGGUGUUACGGAUCAACGAAAUUGACAUUUUAGCUAGUUUUUGUAAAUACGAGCAAAUUUGGUAUUUGAACGGAACGUCCCCAUAUUGCGCUGGUUUCUCCAUUGCUAACCAUCAAGUUUAUGAAUACUAUUGGGAUCUGGACCUUUACUACAGAUUCGGCUAUGGACACCCAAAUUAUCGUAGACUCCUCGAAAACAUGAAUUGCUUUUUAAUGCAGGAUCUGCUGACCGCUAUUCAAUCAAACAACGACGGCGACCACAAAGCCAGAAUAUUUAACACAAACAAUAUAACUUUGAUAUUGUUUCUGCUUCACUUUGGUGUUUACGAAGAUGACACUCCGUUGACGAGACAUAAUUUUGCUCAACAAACGAACCGAUUGUGGAAGUCAAGUUUUAUCAUUCCGAUGGCGGCUAACUUAGCCAUUGUGAAAUAUGACUGCGCCAAUGAAGACAACGACAUACUUUUCUUACUGAAUGAAAAUCCAUUACACAUUCCUGGAUGCGAAGCUAAUGGAUUGUGCAAGCAGUCACUACUUUUGGAAAGAUUUGGCCGAUUCCUGACUGCAAACUGUAUGGAAACGUUCUGCACUAAUUCAUUUAAUGAUAGCUGAUGCUGACAGAAGGGCCUAGAUUUGAAUUUGAAUUUUUAGCGUCUUCAGUUGUUUUGGGUAUACUUUUAAAGACGAUCAAAGAGAACCAUAAUUUAAAAAAAUCCGUCACAUAUGAAAAUAGCUAUUUAUGACAACGAGUGCAAAGUGUUUUAUUUGGCACUAGAUGUGUAAUUCUGAUACGAAACCGCAGGUCGAGAUGCCCAAUACACGUCGUGUGCCUCAUGAAACACUUUGCAUCCAGAUUCAUAUACAACGUUUUAUGCAACAGAUGAAUCUAAAGUGUGCGGAUUUUGCACAUAUUAUGAUAUACCAACGCACUGUCACAGUGCUUUGGAUAUACCUACUGUGUCGUAUACACGCAUUGUGUUUUGCCUUAUUUUCUCACCUUAAUAGACCAAGAGAAAAUUAUGUUGUCUUGACGACUAGUCGAAUGAAAUUUCUAGAGAAAUGUGCAGUACUUUCUCUCCCGUGGGGAGAAAAAUAGAACUUUUCUCAUUCGAAUUGUCAUUUUGUUUAUGUUUCCGAAAAUGGUAUGGCGAAUCGAUGUGUUCGUUUCGU
This is a messenger RNA of Bradysia coprophila, 1942 nucleotides long. RefSeq names its product multiple inositol polyphosphate phosphatase 1-like. The record is from RefSeq and is a predicted model, not a curated record. NCBI's taxonomy places the organism in Eukaryota, Metazoa, Arthropoda, Insecta, Diptera, Sciaridae. Gene Ontology annotation, molecular function: acid phosphatase activity; inositol phosphate phosphatase activity.